AUGGGAAGGAAGCCAUCCUCGGCUAUCUAUUGGGGGCGGCUGCCGGAGCUUGCGAGGCGGCUCGAGGAAAUCUUGUUUAGAGAGUACCCAACCAAGGUGUUGAUUCUUUCCUACUUCUUUUGUACCUUCGGUUGUCGAGCAAUCAUGUCAUCUCCUAGCAAAAAGUACUACAAUAUGAUGAGGGGGGCGAUUGAGCACCACUUGCGGUUUGCCGUGAACCUCUUGAGUGUUGAGAACCAACAACAACAACAGAACCGACAAUCGUCAAGACAUGGUUCCUCUGAACGCCAACAUGGGUACCUUGCUGCCGGGUGCAGAUAG
Molecule: messenger RNA, 321 nt
Organism: Triticum turgidum subsp. durum (durum wheat)
Lineage: Eukaryota; Viridiplantae; Streptophyta; Magnoliopsida; Poales; Poaceae
Source: the annotation of a GenBank genome assembly